This is a messenger RNA of Habropoda laboriosa, 1273 nucleotides long. RefSeq names its product solute carrier organic anion transporter family member 5A1-like. Gene Ontology annotation, cellular component: membrane. Lineage: Eukaryota; Metazoa; Arthropoda; Insecta; Hymenoptera; Apidae. Gene Ontology annotation, molecular function: protein binding. Gene Ontology annotation, biological process: transmembrane transport; sodium-independent organic anion transport. The record is from RefSeq and is a predicted model, not a curated record. The coding region runs from base 45 to 1235 and encodes 396 amino acids. The transcript is spliced from 4 exons.
GCAGCAUUCCCUUGAAAUUGCACUUGACUGUACAAGAACAGUACAUGAAACCGAUAGAACCAACGAAGUCACUGGAGACUGAAGACAUUCCAACCAUGCGGGAAUUUCCUAAAGCGAUGAAAAGGCUGCUAACAAAUUGGCUACUAACGUUUAACAAUCUAGGCGGCGUAUUUUACGUGUUAGGUGCAUCGGCUUACAUAACAUUUUUGGCGAAAUAUCUCGAGGUACAGUACAGCACCUCUGCUGCUGGUGGCACGGUAAUUGCAGGUCCGCUAUCGCUCGUUGGUAUGGUACUCGGGUUUUUGCUUUCUGGAUUAAUUAUUUGCAAGUUUCAACCUGGUCCCAGGCCGCUGUUAGCAUGGAAUGUUUUUGUCGGUCUCUGUUUCGUCGCUGGUCAAAUACUCUUCAUUUUUCUCGGUUGCACCGAUGUCAGCAUCCAAGGUCUCGACUUAGAAACAAUGCAAAUGAACCUGACGUACAAUUGUAACACCGGUUGCAAUUGUAACGGCGUGAAAUACUCUCCGGUCUGUCACUUGGCGUCGAGGACGACUUUUUUCUCCGCCUGUCACGCAGGUUGUCAGACGAUAAUCAGCGACAAAGAAUUCGGGAACUGUAGUUGCCUUCCGUUGCCAGGCUCGUCGAAUUUCGAGAAUCAUUCCAGUUACAGCGAGUUGCUAACGGAGGAUCAACUGAUCUACAUGGACGGUCCGUCCGAAAUGCUGAAUUUCGACAAAGUCAGAGCCGGUCCCUGCGUGAACGACUGCAGUCAUCCUUAUCUUCUGUUCACGGUUCUCACCUGCAUCAUACAAACGUUAGCGUGUUCCGGAAAAAUUGGUAACGUCCUGGUAAAUUAUCGCAGCGUCGACAAGAAGGAUAAAAGCUUCGCGCAAGGUAUUACCUUGAUGACCAUUUCCUUAUUUGCCUUAAUACCGGGUCCAAUUAUUUACGGAGCUAUUAUUGACUCAACUUGCUUGAUUUGGGAGGAGUCCUGUGGAACCAGAGGGAACUGCUGGUUCCAUCACGGAAGAAACUUCCGAUAUUUAGUUAAUAUUACGUCGGCAGGAUUCUCGAUAAUAGGAGUGUUGUUCGAUGCAGCGGUUUGUUAUCUCGGAAAGGAUUUGGAUCUUUACGGCGCCCAGGAAACCGACAGACGCCGUGAAUUUAUCAAAGAUGAUCCCGCGCCGCCAAUCACCGAUGGCGAGAAGAAAAAAGAAAUGAACGGAAAUGUGAAUUAAGGUCGAAAUUAACCGGAACCGUAUAAAUUUAGGUGUUU